GGCUUGCGUAUCGCACACUAACGAGUACUUGCUAUCGCGAAAGCAGGAAACAACGAGAAACAAGAAUCAGACGGCAGGCGAAGGGUCCACAUUCCCCUCCACCCCUUCUGUCAUACAGUCAUGGGAAGAUCCCAGAACGUUUGGAGACCAAAGGCCCUCUUCUUCUACCAUGCUCCAUUGUUCCAAGCUCUCCAUUCGAUGGGCUCCUCCAGUUCUGCCCUCCCUCUUCCUCCUAGGCUCCUCCACCUCCACCACUCCGAAUCCGCGAUUCCGCCCAUUGUCGCUGUCACCCACACGCAACCCUUCAAUCCAAGAGAAACCCCAUCCGUCCAACCAGCCGCAAUCCUCCAGGUGGCCCGGUGGGCCUGUCAGGGCUCUUCCUCGGAGCGCUGUUCAGACCGGAGGGGCAGCCACACCGUCACUGGGCACUCGAGACCCAGCAGACAGCAGAUCGAAUACGGUGAGCGAUCCCCUAGGCCCGCUGUGGUGUCGGGACCUCGAUGGUCAGUGGUCGAAGCGACGGAGUCUCUCCGAUAAUAACAGCGCCCCAAAGGGCCGACAGGGCCGACUGGCAUCCUGCUCGUCGGCUGCUACGGCGCGAAAACAGAAGGGCCUCUUCCGAUCACUCAGCACACCAAACGCUCGGCAGACCCGGCACAACUUGACGCCCUCGCCCUGAGGAUACCUACUUGUGUGGUUGUUUAUCAGGCACCUUGGUUCGCGUGGUGCCUGACCAAGUACGGAUAUAGGUACACGAAGCAAGAUGAAGCGAAGUCAUUGGUCAGAUAGUUUCCGAGGAGCGAUUGUGUCGCGUCAAUCUGUCAGAUGCCAUGAUUUCACUGGAAAGCAGAGGAAAUAUCGGUGAAGUACCGGUUUUCACCACAGCGGCAUUUGCGUCAAAAGCAUCACCUUGAAACCCUCUCAGGUUCGCGUACCUAUAGCAA
Molecule: messenger RNA, 944 nt
Organism: Colletotrichum acutatum
Lineage: Eukaryota; Fungi; Ascomycota; Sordariomycetes; Glomerellales; Glomerellaceae
Exons: 1
Coding region: 170-679 (169 amino acids)
Source: RefSeq, a predicted model, not a curated record